AUGACAGACCUUAGCCUCAUGACAGACCGCAGUCUCAUGACAGUCCUGGAUCUCAUGCCAGACCCCAGCCUCAUGACAGACCUCAGCCUCAAGACAGACCUCAGUUUCAUGACAGACCUGGGCCUCGUUACAGUCCUUUACCAAUUGCCAGACCUCAGUCUCAUGACAGACCUCAGCCUCUUGCCAGACCCCAGCCUCAUGACAGAGCUCAGCCUCAAGACAGACCCCAGUUUCAUGACAGACCUGGGCCUCAUUACAGUCCUGGGCCGCAUGACAGACCUCAGCCUCAUUACGGUCCUUUACUAUAUGACAGACCUCAUUUUUCUGACAGACCUCAGCCUCAUGACAGACCUUAGCCUCAUGACAGUCCUGGAUCUCAUGACAAACCUCAGCCUUAUGAAAGACCUCAGUAUCUAA
Ylistrum balloti is the source of this 417-nucleotide messenger RNA. RefSeq lists its product as uncharacterized. NCBI's taxonomy places the organism in Eukaryota, Metazoa, Mollusca, Bivalvia, Pectinida, Pectinidae. The record is from RefSeq and is a predicted model, not a curated record. The transcript has a single exon. Bases 1 to 417 code for a protein of 138 amino acids.